AUGUGUAACCCUAAGAACUACAGCGAUACUCCAGCCACCUCUAAGAGCACAGUGGAGGAACUCCAUCGACCAAUCCCCUCGUUGUUCCGAGCCCUCACGGAGGGCGACGCCCCUAUCAACAUGAUGGUGGUGUCCUUCCCCGUUGCCGAGGAACUAUCUCACCACGAGAACCUGGUCUCCUUCUUGGAGACGCUUGACGACCAGCAUCAGAACAUGUCAAUCCCCGGCAACAGCAUUCACGCAAGAUACGACACUCAAGAUAACAUGUGUACGGUGGUCUACUUUGACGACUGCGUAUCCAUCCGCCAGUGUAAACUAUACUGUGAGUCGAUGGGAGGGUCGAAGUACCGCUGGUUUCACAACGCCUGCUGUCAGUGCAUCGGCCCGGAGUGUCUGGACUACGGCAGCAAGGCUGUGAAGUGCAUGAACUGUCUGUUCUGAAGACAGGCGGUGGAUGGAUCUAUGAACUGUCUGUUCUGAAGACAGGCGGUGGAUGGAUCUAUGAACUGUCUGUUCUGAAAACAGGCGGUGGAUGGAUCUAUGAACUGUCUGUUCUGAAAACAGGCGGUGGAUGGAUCUAUGAACUGUCUGUUCUGAAGACAGGCGGUGGAUGGAUCUAUGAACUGUCUGUUCUGAAGACAGGCGGUGGAUGGAUCUAUGAACUGUCUGUUCUGAAGACAGGCGGUGGAUGGAUCUAUGAACUGUCUGUUCUGGAGACUGACACCAUAUAUAUGGACCAAACCCAUGGGCGGUUCGAGGGAGGGGCAAGAUGAUGUGGAAGCCUCCUCAACACCCCAUUAGGACCCCCCCCAAUUUAAAAAAAAAAUUAAUAUAUGAAUGCAUUUACACCAUACAGAGCCUUCGGAAAGUAUUCAGACCCCUUGACUUUUUCCACAUGUUGUUACGUUACAGCCUUAUUCUAAAAUGGAUUAAAUCAUUUUUUCCCCUCAUCAUCUACACACAAUACCCCAUAAUGGCAUCACAAUACCCCAUAAUGACAUCACAAUACCCCAUAAUGUCAUCACAAUACCCCAUAAUGUCAUCACAAUACCCCAUAAUGUCAUCACAAUACCCCAUAAUGACAUCACAAUACCCCAUAAUGACAUCACAAUACCCCAUAAUGACAUCACAAUACCCCAUAAUGACAUCACAAAGCCCAUAAUGACAAAGCGAAAACAGGUUUCUAUACAUUUUUGCAAAAACAUAAAAUAUGUAUGACAAAUAAAAAACUAAACAGAAAUACCUAAUUUACAUAAGUAUUCAGACCCUUUACUGUGAGACUUAAAAUUGAGUUCAGGUGCAUCCUGUUUCCAUUGAUCAUCCUUGAAAUGUUUCUACAACUUGAUUGGAGUCAACCUGGUGGUAAAUUCAAUUGAUUGGACAUGAUUUGGAAAGGCACACACCUGUCUAUAUAAGGUCCCACAGUUGACAGUGUAUGUCAGAGCAAAGCCAUGAGGUGGAAGGAAUUGUCCGUAGAGCUCAAGAGACAGGAUUGUGUCGAGGCACAGAUCUGGAGAAGGAUACUAAAACAUUUCUGCACCAUUGAAGCUCCCCAAAAUCACCAUCAUUCUUUUCCUUUUUUUACCCCCUUUUUCUCCCCAAUUUCCUGGUUUCCAAUUGGUUACAGUCUUGUCUCAUCGCUACAACUCCCGUACGGACUCGGGAGAAGCGAAGGUUGAGAGGUUGAGUGCGUCUUCCGAAACACAACCCAACCAAGCCGCACUGCUUCUUGACACAAUGCCCAUCCAACCCGGAAGCCAACUGCACCAAUGUGUCGGAGGAAACACCGUACACCUGGCGACCUGGUCAUCGUGCACUGCGCCCCGCCCAACACAGGAGUCGCUAGUGCGCGGUGAGACAAGGACAUCCCUGCCGGCCAAACCCUCCCUAACCCAGACGAUGCUAGGCCAAUCGUGCGUCGCCCCAUGGACCUCCCGGUUGCAUCUGGCUGUGACAGAGCCUGGGCACGAACCCAGAAUCUCUGGUGGCUAGCCUUAGAACACUGAGCCACCUGGGAGAACCGGCCUCCAUCAUUCUUAAAUGGAAGAAGUUUGGAACAAGACUCUUCCUAGAGCUGGACGUCCGGACAAACUGAACAAUCGGGGGAAAUAAGGGCCUUGGUCAGGGAGGUGACCAGGAACCUGAUUGUCACUCUGACAGAGCUCCAGAGUUCCUCUGCGGAGAAGGGAGAACCUUCCAGAAGGACAACCAUCUCUGCAGCACUCCACCAAUCAGGCCUUUAUGGUAGAGAGGCCAGACGGAAGCCACUCCUCAGUAAAAAGCACAUGGCAGCCUGCUUGGAGUUUACCAAAAGGUACCUAAAGGACUCAGACCAGGAGAAACAAGAUUCUCUGGUCUGAUGAAACCGAGAUGGAACUCAUCUGGGGGAAACCGGGUACCGUCCCUACGGUGAAGCAUGGUGGUGGCAGCAUCAUGCUGUUGGUAUUUUUUUCAGCGGCAGGGAUUGGGAGACUAGUCAGGAUCGAGGGAAAGAUGAACAGAGCAAAGUACAGAGAGAUCCUUGAUGAAAACCUGCUCCAAAGCGCUCAGGACCUCAGACAGGGGUGAAGGUUUAACUUCCAACAGGACAACGACCCUAAGAACACAGCCAAGACAACGCAGGAGUGGCUUUGAGUGGCCUAGCCAGAGCCCGGACUUGAACCUGAUCGAAUAUCUCUGGAGAAACCUCAAAAUAUCUGUGCAGCAACGCUCCCCAUCCAACCUGACAGAGCUUGAGAGGAUCUGCAGAGAAGAAUGGGAGAAACUCCCCAAAUACAGGUGUGCCAAGCUUGUAGCGUCAGACCCAAGAAGACUGGAGGCUGUAAUCGCUGCCAAAGGUGCUUCAACAAAGUACUGAGUAAAUGUCUGAAUACUAGUAACUGUGAUAUUGAAGUUUGCAAAAAUGUCUAACAACCUGUCAGUAUGGGGUAUGGUGAGGUCAUUAUGGGGUAUGGUGAUGUCAGUAUGGGGUAUUGUUACGUCAUUAUGGGGUAUGGUGAUGUCAGUAUGGGGUAUUGUGAUGUCAUUAUGGGGUAUGGUGAUGUCAGUAUGGGGUAGUGUGACGUUAUUAUGGGGUAUUGUGAUGUCAUUUUGGGGUAACGUAACAAAAUGUAGAAAAUGUCAAGGGGUCUGAAUACUUUCUGAAUGCUCUGUAUAUUACAAGCACCGCUACACAACAACCUACCCCUUAGCCACCUCAGUGUAAGUUUCUGGUGUCAUCACUGACCAAACCUGACUGACUAGUUGGUCCAAUAUGUUAAUGAUUGUGGCUGGAUUCCUCUCAGUCAGCUAUCUGACUAUCACUGGGUCUCUUUCAAGUGUCUCUGAAAUGUAAAAUAUUUUCUUCCCACUGAUUAUUUUGUAUUAUUAUUAGUAUUAUUAUUAUAUUGUGUUGCAACUGUAUGUUUCAUAUUUACAUAUGUACUUUAUAUUGAUAAUGUAUUUAUUUUACAAUAAUUAAAUCAUAUUUUUUGUCUCGUGG
This is a messenger RNA of Oncorhynchus nerka (sockeye salmon), 3481 nucleotides long. Its product is annotated as twisted gastrulation protein homolog 1-A-like. The record is from RefSeq and is a predicted model, not a curated record. Gene Ontology annotation, biological process: regulation of BMP signaling pathway. Lineage: Eukaryota; Metazoa; Chordata; Actinopteri; Salmoniformes; Salmonidae. The coding region runs from base 1 to 441 and encodes 146 amino acids. The transcript is spliced from 2 exons.